This is a messenger RNA of Capronia coronata CBS 617.96, 690 nucleotides long. RefSeq lists its product as uncharacterized. The transcript has 3 exons. Gene Ontology annotation, cellular component: COPII-coated ER to Golgi transport vesicle; endoplasmic reticulum; Golgi apparatus. NCBI's taxonomy places the organism in Eukaryota, Fungi, Ascomycota, Eurotiomycetes, Chaetothyriales, Herpotrichiellaceae. The record is from RefSeq and is a predicted model, not a curated record. Gene Ontology annotation, biological process: intracellular protein transport; protein retention in ER lumen; endoplasmic reticulum to Golgi vesicle-mediated transport. The coding region runs from base 1 to 690 and encodes 229 amino acids.
AUGCAUCCCCGGCCGUUCUCGAUCCUUCUCGGCCUGCUGGCCCUCGCCAUCUCUGGAGUCUACAGCACCGCAUUGACCUACAAACUCGGAGCCAACGAGAAGACAUGCUUCUUCACGUUCGUCGGCCGGCAGAAUGCCAAAGUCGCCUUUUACUUCGCUGUCCAGUCCGGUGGUUCCUUCGACGUCGAUUACGAGGUAUACGGACCCAAUGACAGAAAAAUCAUGGAGGGCCAGAAGGAGAGACAAGGAGAUUUCGUCUUCACGGCCCAGACUCCGGGAGAGUACCGCUUCUGCUUUGGGAAUGAGAUGUCCACGUUCGCGGAUAAGAUGGUUGACUUUGAGAUUGCGGUCGAAGACGAAGCCACAUCCGCCCUCCUCCCCCAAAAAGCCGGCUCGUCGCCCGAGCAGACCUCCGUGCUGGAAGACGUGAUUUUCAAGAUCAGUGGACAGUUGAGCACAAUUAGCAGGAUGCAGAAAUACUUCCGCACCAGAGAGAACCGUAACUUCAGCACCGUCCGGAGUACGGAGCAGAGGAUCUUCAAUUUCAGUUUGAUCGAAGUGUUGAUGAUGGUUGGAAUGGCCGGCCUGCAGGUCCUGGUGGUCCGCUUCUUUUUCCAGGGUGCUAGAAAAGGUGAGUUAACUGCAAUUCCCAUUAGAUUGUGCUACGAGGAAGAACGCACUUUCUGUUGA